AUGGCGCAGCUCUUCCUGCCCGCCCUGCGCAUCACUCCGGCCUCUCCCGGUGAAGCUCCCCCGUCCAGGCGCUCUACUGCUCCAAAGAAGGGCCCGAGGCCCCCCAGAUACGGCGCCGUCGAGCCUCUGUCGAGGGCCAUAAGGGGCGCCGGCAGCUUCGCCCUGUACCUGAGAGAUGGCCUCACAGGGCCCGAACGGGAUCGGCGGAGGCUGCUGGACGAGCGGAAACACGUCUUGACCGCCAGGCUGCAGAACGCCGAGACCUGGCAGCAGUGGGACAAGGCCGCCCACGAGCUCGACGCCCUCGAGGGCAACGAGGAGUGGAAGAAGGACGAGUCGACCGGCGAUUACAACCCCGAACUCAUACAGGAGCGCCUCGACGCUCUCGACAAGGCGCGGGCCGACGGCGACCUGCGCGCCAUGACCCAUCUGGUGCGCACCGCCUUGACCCGGGACUUGGGCGGCAUGGGCAACAUCGACCUGUACCGCCAUUCCUACUGCGGCACCAAGAAGCUCAUCGAGCGAUACGUCGACUCGGCGCUCCAGACCAUCGCGGCCUUGGUCGACCAGAGUGCCCACAGCCGCGUGCCCGGCGGUCUGGAGCCCAAGGAUCUCCUCGACGCCGCCCUCUUCGCCCGCCAGAGCUUCGGCCGCAGCGCCCUGUUGCUGAGUGGCGGCGGCACCUUUGGCAUGUCGCACAUCGGCGUGCUCAAGGCCAUGUUCGAGGUCAAGCUGCUGCCCCGUAUCAUCUCGGGCGCCUCGGCCGGCUCCAUCGUCUGCGCCGUCAUCUGUACCAGGACCGACGACGAGAUCCCCCAGCUGAUUGAGGAGUUUCCCUAUGGGGACCUGGCCGUCUUUGAGGAGGACGGCAACGAGGACGGCAUCGUGGACCACCUGCGCAGGCUCCUCACCGAGGGCAACUGGUCCGACAUCAAGCACCUCACCCGCGUCAUGCGCCAGCUUCUCGGCGACAUGACGUUCCAGGAGGCUUACAACCGCACCAGGCGGAUUUGCAACAUCUGCGUCUCGUCGGCUUCCAUAUACGAGCUCCCCCGGCUUCUCAACUACGUCACGGCGCCCAACGUCAUGAUUUGGUCGGCCGUAGCCGCCUCGUGCUCGGUGCCCCUGGUCUUCAGCGCCGCGCCGCUGCUGGUCAAGCAUCCGGUGACCGGCGAGCACAUCCCGUGGAAUCCGACGCCCCAGAUGUGGAUCGAUGGCUCCGUCGACAAUGACCUGCCCAUGACCAGACUCGCCGAGAUGUUCAACGUCAACCAUUUCAUCGUGUCCCAGGUGAACCCACACGUCGUUCCGUUCCUCUCCAAGGAGGACGCGCCCUCUCCCGCCUCGGCCUCGCGGAAACAGUCCCCGCGGGGCCAAUCCGACUGGAUGUACAGCAUCACACAGCUUGCCAAGGGCGAGGCUCUCCAUCGGAUGCAGGUGCUGGCCGAGAUUGGCAUCUUUCCAAAUUUGGUGACCAAGCUGCGCUCGAUCCUGAGCCAGAAGUACUCGGGGGACAUCAACAUCCUCCCCGCCAUAGGCGUUCUGGAUCUUCCCAAGGUGCUCAGAAACCCUACGACCGACUUCAUGUUCCGGUCUUGUCUGCUUGGAGAGCGUGCGACCUGGCCCAAGCUGUCACGGAUACGCGACCGCUGUGCCAUCGAGUUGGCCCUGGAUCGAGCCGUGCACGCCUUGAGAGCCCGUGUGGUAUUUAGCAAGAGCCAGGUCGACCUCAGGCGGAUGGUCACGGGUACCACGGUGAACACCUCGAGGGGCAGCCACGAGCCGCUGAAUACGAUGGCCACUGCUACCGAGAGCCUCUCGGCCAAGGACAAGCUCAAGCGCCGUCACAGGCGAUCGAGUGGAAGUAAUCUGCAGCCACUCCUAGCGCACCGGAAGCAUCUAGAUGAACCCUUCAAGGUGACGGACGAUGAUACUGACGAGGAGGAGCGCCUUGAGAUGACACACAGAAGAUGGCCGGCGAAGCCCAAGCUGAAGAUCAAACGUUUCCCGCACCCUCUUCCAUUGCAGAACGGACCGAAGACAACCCCCCACCUAUCCUCGGUCAACCAGCCUGAUUCAUUCAAUUUUGCGAAGCCUCCGCAUCCCAAGAGCCCGCUGCUUGGCCAGCCAUCCGACAGGGCAUCUAUGCCGGCCGUAAUCCCGACAGCUCCCGAUACGGUAGAUGUCGACGACAGUCCUGGCUUUCCAACGGCGGAUGAGGCCUCCAUGACUUCGCCCGCACAAGCGGCGACGGCACUGCAUGAGCUGGAGACCAGCGAUCCUUAUUCAUCUGAUGCUGACGUGGAAAGCCACUCGGAUGGCUGUGCUGCCGACGUGCCCCACGUGUCCCCGAGCUUGGGGCUCCCCGUGGCUGAGGACGAGCAGGUGCAUCAUGUCGAAAAAUCAAGGCAGCAUACGUGCCCAAAGGAAGACAUGUUUUCCUUGGCGCGGAGGGAACGGGACUCGAGACCUAGCAUCUCAAAUUCGGUUGAUCCAGGUGCGGGUUUGUGGGAUUGA
Neoarthrinium moseri is the source of this 2517-nucleotide messenger RNA. RefSeq lists its product as uncharacterized. The coding region runs from base 1 to 2517 and encodes 838 amino acids. NCBI's taxonomy places the organism in Eukaryota, Fungi, Ascomycota, Sordariomycetes, Amphisphaeriales, Apiosporaceae. Gene Ontology annotation, biological process: lipid metabolic process. The transcript has a single exon. The record is from RefSeq and is a predicted model, not a curated record. Gene Ontology annotation, molecular function: triacylglycerol lipase activity.